This is a messenger RNA of Paramisgurnus dabryanus, 4508 nucleotides long. NCBI's taxonomy places the organism in Eukaryota, Metazoa, Chordata, Actinopteri, Cypriniformes, Cobitidae. The record is from RefSeq and is a predicted model, not a curated record.
AUGAUAAAUAAUAAACGUAAAGUUCACAUUGGGGACAAAGGCAAAUGUUUGUGGCAACGCUAUUGGUUAAGGUUCUCCCUCCUGAAGGCCCAUUGGCAAGUUGGCCCUCUUGGGGCGGGCCAUUGUCGCACUAUUCGAGGUCGUGAUUGGCUGUUAGACAUACCGGGCACACACUCGUAGCGAAUGAUUGGUCUGAAUCGUCUGAGUGUAGGGCAAUGGUGAAACCUGGGCGCCGUUCGGCAUGAAAAUGUCACACCAACAUCGACUUGUGUGAUGAUUUAGAAACAACGCCUAAAGAUGUCUAUACGUCCUCGACGCAUGCUUCAGUGAAAACGUUUUUAGCUGUGACUUGGGAUCAGGAAGGAGACUUGAAAGCUGGAUAGACACAACAAUGAGGCUCAGCCUCCACAACCUCAACACUUGAGCUCAUCUUGAGCCCUACAAGAGAGAGUGACAAAUCAUGACAAGUGUUGGCGUUGAAGCAGAGAUGGAGCAAUAUUCAAUAGAUAAUGUUGGAAAAGGUCAAACGGGAUCAUCAUGCGAGACCCUACAGUUAGCAGGUGGCAACUCCACAAUGGAGCAUUCCCAUCACCAGCAAUUAACGGAAAGGGAAUCCCCUGACAGCCCUUCCCCAGUCAAAAGAUGGGAGCUUGGUCCAUUUCUACAAUCAUUCAAAUCCAAAAUGGCUAGCUUUACCGAGAUCGUCAUGAGCCCCGUCCGACUCUUUAAGCAAGCUGACCCGCUGUCCUCUAUUGUGCUUCCUGAUCAGCAUGAAAAGCUCGUAAUUGAGUCAAACAUGGAAAGUUCAAUCCAGACUGAGGAAGGAGACGUUACAAAUGGUGAAUGUAAGAAUGAGUUGUUGUCUAAAAGACCCUCAUCAGAAAAAAUGCAGUGUAACUCUCUUCCAAAACGGCACAGAGUUGCACAAAGACUGAAUUUUGAUACCUUUUCAAGUAGCAACAAGGAACCAGUAUUGGAACAUAAUGAAGUUUAUGAUAAUGCACAGGAAACAUCCAAAGAUAAUGAGAUAGACCGUCCAUCUCUUCACCCACAAAUCAUCCUUCAAAAUAAAAAUUGUCAUACCCGUCCUUGUACCGCACAAAGUCCUUAUCUCAGGUCUGGAUUAAAUUCGUCCUCAGACAAACUUUUAAAUACUACAAAUGCCAUGCAUGGGUCUUUUCAAGAUGCUACUGUUGUGAUACAUCGGCUGUCAAGUACACAGAGUAAUGAGAUGGGCUGCGAACAUGGUAGGGAGUCCACCGCUGUACCUGCAGAUAGAACAGAAAAAACUUUCUUGAACAACCCUGAGAUUUCUAGUACUACUGAAUAUCAUUUGAAAGAUGAAGACACAAAGAGAGACUGCAGUGAAGAGUCUUAUUCACAAGCCACAAGAAAAAGUCCUAGAAAGUUGUUUAAACCUUUAUCGGGAACUGCUGGGUCCACCCCAACUAAAUUGGCAACUUUUGGUAGGGGACCAGUGGAUGGGAUGAAGAAUUUACAGUCUGUAAGUGUUAACGUCCAGACAUACCACUCCAUUGAAGUAUCAGACCCUCCAAAGAGCACUUCGGUUGGAAAUGUGAGGUCAAAGAGAGGCAGAGGAGCACUCAGAACAGAGACAAAGAAAGACAUUCGGACAAGUCAGAAAUGUGAUUUGCGGAAAGCAGAAGAGGAAGGCCUUAGACGUGCAAAGAAUAAAAAAGUCAAGGAAAGCAGCAUCACUUUAGAAGAGAAUCAGGAGGAUAUAAUUUAUGUUCAGGUCAGGAAAAAGAGGAAAGGAUUUUCUACCUCACAAAAGCUUCAAGAUUCAAAUAUUGGCCUCGAUACAAGCAAUACUGCAGAUGUUGACAUAAGACAAUCUGAGACCUCCGAGUCUUGUGAGGCCACAGAGAUUCAAGAAAAGAGAAAAAAAUUUCAGACUAGAAAAAAUAAAAAGUGUAGGAUGUUACAGGCCUCCAGCAAUAAAAGUGAAUGCACUGAUACAACAGAGGAUGCUACAAGACAUGUCUUAACUGACAGCAAUACCAACAUCAUGAAUGAUUGUAAUUGUGAAAUUUCAAGACUGUCACAAUUGCCAGACUUAAAGGAUUCGGUGCAGACACACGAGGCUGAGAAGACAAAAAUACGAAAGACAAGACAACAUGUUUUUAAAAAUGCAGAUGAUGCAUCUUCGCAGAAGAGGAUUCUUCGUACAACCAAGCAUACAUUUAAAGAUUAUAGUGCAAUUUCAGUAGCUGAUCCAGCAGGACCUAGUGGACCUUCAAGAAAAACAGCACUUCAAAAUAAAUCUAUUAUUGCAGCCGAUUCCAGAGUUUCACUUCAGUCUGAUAGAGAAAGAAAACGAAGCAGAACGACAAAGAUUUUAAACAGACAAAAAAGAAGUAUAACAAAAGGCAAAGACAAGGCAGAGAUCCCAGAAAACGCUGAAGCCAUUCCAGUAUUGUCAUUGUCAGGUAGCGGCUCCAACCGCCUCCUGCGCAGCUACUCCUGCCCUGAAAUCCCCUCCCUGUUAUUCAGUGACUGUCACGUUACCCCGUCCCAUACGCAUGACAGAGGUUCCACCUCACCCACCAAAAAAACACUUCCCGUCCACCUUCACUCUCCGUCCAAGCGCCUACGCCGGCACACUGUCUGUAGUGUGGAGAUUGAGCGCGAAAUUGCCCCCCUAUGUCUCCGUAAGGAGGUGUACCCUGCUAGUAGGGGUGGCCCUUCCCACUCGUUAUGCCCCUCUUCUCCGUUAUCCCCAGCCGCCUCUUAUUCGCCCUCCAACUCUCUCACAGCACAUGCCUCAUGUUUUUUGUCCAGUCCUUUAGCAUUCUUGUCUAAAAACUCAAGCCUAGGGCGAGGUCAUGAUAUUGACAUCGUCAAUGGAAGUGCUCGUUUAGAUGUCACCUCUUUUAGCUCCACUUCCUCAACACCAUCCUUGUGCAGAUCUUCCUUUGCAUCCACUCCUACAUUCUCCAGUCCUUUAACUUCCACUGUUGUCACUCCCAGUCCUGAGAUACCUUCUGCCUCUGUGUCAUCACUCUGCAGUGCGUUUUCAAGUUCUUCAGAUGAAGAGAAUGGAACUCUGCAAAUGGAUGGUCAGGAAUCCAUGGAUGAGGAAAAGGCCUUCGGUCUUAAACUCUCUACAGCCAUCUCAGAAGAUAAAGCAUUUUCAGACUCUGAAAUCAAGACAGACAGCAAGGAUGGUCAGCGAGGAAAGGUGUCCUCUAUUCGUAUCUGUAAAAAGCUUCCAAAACCUCAGAAUAAUCUCACACCUAUGGGCCUUCCUAAAGUCAUCAGAAUAAAGAAGAAGGAUUUCAGCUUGGAGGAAAUCUACACCAACAAAAACUUCAGUAAACCCCCUGAUGGACGUUUGGAAACCAUCUUUGAGGUUCCUUUUAACCGGCGAGAUGGCUCUCAGGCUGUCGUAGGCCCAAAAAAGGUAAAGCGCUUUGUUGAAUUCCCUGAACUGGGUGUUGCCAGAAAGCCCAAAAAGCCUCUGGUUGUUGGGAUGACAGGGGGUGGAGCCCAAAGAAAAGCAGGAGGGAACUCCGCGAUCUCCAGAACCAGAAGAGGUGUAGGGGCGUCUUCUAAAGCGGAGGAUGUGCUUACCCUGCAGCAGUUAGAUUCACUCCUUUGCUCCAAGCUUGAAGAACUAGACACCUGGAUGGCACUCCAACAGGUUGCAUGCUGAGGCAGAGAUCUUGUUUGGUUUGUACCAAACAAUGUGCUUGAUUCUCAUGCAUUUUGUAAAAUGACAUUUUGUAAAUUAAUUAAAGCAACAUUAAAAAUAGAAAUUCAUUAGCAGUUUUUGUAGGGUGGUUUGAUUUGUAUUUGUCUGUAUAAUUGUUAACUGUACAGUUAGCUCUGUUCUGUUUUGUUUUAUAAUCUUUCAAAGGAUAAGCACUUGUUUACAUUAUUACAAUAAGCAAUAGCGCUAUUAUUUCACCACAUCAAAGUGUUUUCAAAAUAAGACUUCUUGCUAGAACAUGCAUUUAACAAAAACCCACCCCUCUUUAAAUGUAUUCCAAAUGAAACUCUUCUUUGGUGAAAUGAAUGCCUUAUUAUACGCUCUUGUUGUUUGUGUGUGUGUGUGUUUGAAUGUUUUUCAUAAUAAAAGAAGUCAUAGCACAAAGGCCUUUACAAAGUUGCAGUGGCAGCAUUGAAAACUGUAUUUUGCAACUGAGCAAUGUUCAGUUUUUUGUGUUCAUUUAAAAGCAUAAUGGAUUCAAAGUUUCAGUGCAUUCUGUGUUCAUACUCAGGUACUGUAAAUAUAGAUCAAUCGUCUCAUUUGAUGUUUCAAUGAUACUGCUUGUGGUGUUUGAACACAAGGUUGGUGUAUAAAAUAGUUUCAUAUGUAUAGAUGUCUGGGUCCUCUUUUUUUGAUGGAAUACAUUUUGAGCUGUUUUGUAUUGUAAUAUUUGUUAGUCGUUUGUAAAAAUAUCACAAUGGAACGGUGUGUUUUGACUGUUAACACUUUUUUAUGACAAAACUUAUUACAAUGUACAAAACAUUUAAAGCACAAG